UAGAGUUUCACAACUAUUCUGCGAAAAUAUGUUUUAAUACUAGUGUUAGUGAAGCUGUACCUUACUGCCUUUCAACUAUUCAUGAGAUUAAUCAUUCAAUUUGAAGUAAAAAAAAAAGAUAAAGUUACAAAGUGAUUGAUGUUUAUCUCAAAAACUAGUUUGUCAUACGUCAAAAACUUUUAGUGGUGGGGCUUAUAAAAACCAACGCGUUUUGUCCAAAGCUAACAAAAUAGCAAGAGUAAAACAGAGCAAAAAAAAAAUGGCAGCUCAUGGAUCAUCUUGUGGAGCAUGCAAGUUCCUAAGGAGGAAAUGCAACAUUGAUUGCGUCUUCUCGCCUUACUUCAGCUACGAGCAGGCCUCAUCUCACUUUGCAGCGGUCCACAAAGUCUUUGGCGCAAGUAAUGUCUCAAAGCAUUUGCUUAGUUUGCCUCUACAUCAAAGAAGCGCAGCUGCGAUCACUAUCUCCUACGAGGCUCUCUCUCGCAUGUGUGAUCCUGUUUAUGGCUGCGUCGCCCACAUCUUCGCUCUUCAGCAACAGGUCAUGACUUUGCAAGAGGAGAUCGAGUUUCUUGGGACGCAUAUGGCGAAUUUAUCCAACACUACUCAGAGCCGGUCACAACCUAACGACAUGCCCGAGUUUCUGAAUCAGAUGACAAUGGACACUACGACCGGUUUCAUCGACCAGACAGUUUUGCACAACGACGUUGGAAUAAACUGCAUUGAAGGGUUCUUCACAAACCCGGAGGAAGUGCUCGUGAAUCAUCCAUGGUUUCAGAACAUGGAUCACUAUUACUACGCACCACAACAUUAGACGUGAACUAAAAAUGAUCAAUCACAUAUGAGAGAAUGCGCCGUUUUUACAUAUGCCAUGGUUUUUUGCCACGAGCCAUUAUAUUUAGGCCACGUUUUCUAAAUUGUAUGCUAUCUGUUAAGGGUUAAUUAGAUCUUGGAAUCCAAUUACAAUUGGAUUAUAAAAAAAAUAUGCAUUUCGGUGAUGUCACUCCCUAAGUCAAUAGUAUGACGUUAGUGUUUCAUUUGGGUCUAUGUAAAAUGUUUGUUUAGCAUGCAUUCCUCAGUCAAGUUCUAAUUAAUGUGAUAUAUCAAUUAUAAUUAUUGAUUUUUUUUUCACUGCUUCUCGUGUUGUAUUUGUGAUUGGAGUUCAGUCACUAUAAAUAUAUUCAUUGUAUGAUAUUCAUUACAUGGCAUUGUUGCUUAUGCUAUUCCUAAGUUUAACAUCUUGGAGGAGCAGAUGAUUAAAUGCUGAGUAUUCUAUUGGUUACCUGGGCUUGAAAUAUCUAUCUAGGCCCAUAAAUAACAUCAAUGAUGUAUAAUAUUUAAUGACUCAUCUAAAUUCUAACCUUCGGCCCAAACGCCUCUAUAUUCAUAUAUUUCCCCCAAUAAACUCCUCCGUAUGUAUAUUGUUUUUCAUUGGCUAUAUAAUAUACUCUUUUUUUUGCUAAAUAGCUAAUAUUACUCGCAUAGAGCAGGACUGACAUAGAGAACACUUACAUUUAAGUCGUGUUACAAAAAGAAAAAAAAAGAACACUUAAAUUUAGCACAUGUUUGCCUGUAUAUAAUAAUAUGAUAUAUAGUUAAUUAUGAAGGUAAUAAUAAUAUAUUUCGAUGUAAUGUCUUUUCCAAAAACAGUGACACGAGAAAAAAUACAG
Molecule: messenger RNA, 1667 nt
Organism: Brassica napus (rape)
Lineage: Eukaryota; Viridiplantae; Streptophyta; Magnoliopsida; Brassicales; Brassicaceae
Product: LOB domain-containing protein 33-like
Exons: 2
Coding region: 260-811 (183 amino acids)
Biological process (GO): hormone-mediated signaling pathway; positive regulation of DNA-templated transcription
Cellular component (GO): nucleus
Source: RefSeq, a predicted model, not a curated record